This is a messenger RNA of Rhincodon typus (whale shark), 2468 nucleotides long. Its product is annotated as UAP56-interacting factor-like. The transcript is spliced from 10 exons. Gene Ontology annotation, biological process: mRNA export from nucleus. The coding region runs from base 410 to 1384 and encodes 324 amino acids. Gene Ontology annotation, molecular function: mRNA binding. The record is from RefSeq and is a predicted model, not a curated record. NCBI's taxonomy places the organism in Eukaryota, Metazoa, Chordata, Chondrichthyes, Orectolobiformes, Rhincodontidae.
AUUGUUAAUUCCAUUUAAAAAGGAAUAUUAUAAGUUCCAGAGUGAAGUGGCUAGCUAUUGGCACUAUCAUCGCAUUAACUUAUGAGCGAAGUGACACAUUUACAGGAGUGCCUUCAUCAAAAGUGUGUACUAUCUGCAAGAUGCACUGCAGAAAUUCACCAAAGAUCCUUACAGCACCUUCCAAAACCAUUUCCAUCCAGAAGAACAAGGGCAACAAAUACAUGGGAACAAGUAUCCCCUCAAAGCCACUCACCAUCCUGACUUAGAAAUAUAUCCCAGUUCCUUCAAUCUUGCUGAGUCAAAACUUGGAAUUCCCUUCCUAAGUGCAGUGUGGUUCAACCUACAGCAUGUGGACCAUCGCGGUUCGAGGAAAGCCAGCUCAUCACCAUCUUCUCAAGGGCAACUAGGAAUGAACAAUAAAUGCUGGCUCAGCCAGCAAUACCCAUGUCCAAUGAGUGAAAAAAAUAUCAGCAAACCAAGAAAAUAUGUUGAAUUCCAGAAAGUCAAGGACUUCAAGUUAAACUGGGAAAAUGAUGACAUUAUCAAAUUGAAUAAAAGGGAAACCGACCCUGUAACAAACACAUUAGUGAUGACGAAAGAACUGCAGAAAAGGCAACAGAAUUUAGAUUUUCGUAAGCUGCAAUAUCAUUUUGGAAGAAGAGUGCAGCAAAAUGUACAAGGAUCCAAUAGACUAAGGAGAAAUACUUCUGAAUUGCAAGGGUACAGCAGAGUUAAUCGACGUUGGCUGACACAAGGUAAAAAUAUCAUAGCAAGAUCAGGUGGAAGAAGACCUAUUGUUGCAGCGAAAGGAGUGAGCCCUUUGAAUCGUAAAGCCAGUUUUUGCAUGGAUUUGCAACAAAUUGCACCCAUGAAGAAAGGAAUUCAAUGGAUCAUGCGGAGAAGAGCACAGCAGGCCCAGAAGAGGUUCAGGCUAAGAAGACAGGGACCUCAAAUUCCAAAAAGAAGGAAUAUGUUCCAGAAUAGAGGGCCAAGGCAGCAGAGGAAACCAACACAGAAGCAACAACGACAAGCCGUAAUCAAAAUUAACAGAGGGUUUCCAUCACUGGGUGUAAGAGAUGGGCAGAAGAAACAAAGAACUAGGAUGUGGCGACAGCAAUCCACUUCCAGCUCCAUCCUAACAGUAUCCAUACCCAACCAGCAAGCGGUUCAGAAACGAAGAAUCCAACACCCAUCUUUGAAUGAAAGAAAAAGGAUGGCAACUAAAGCAGUGAGGAAUCAACCAAAAGGAGUUUAUCUGGGGUUCAACUUUAAGAGUAUAGCCAACCAGACAAAUAUGACCCUGAAUGAUCGUUUCUCAUCCAUGAAAAUUUGUCGGCGUUCUGCAGUAUCAAGACGAGGAGGCAGAACUGUCACUCUGGGUUAAUGUUUGCCUUAGCUGCUUUGCUUAUGGUUUCUAGUGAAAAUAUUUUUAAAAAAGGACGAAAUAUAUUUAUUAUUAGUGAUGCUUUAAAACAAACUAUUUAAUGUGCUAUGUAUUUAAAUGCACACAAAACAUCUCAAAUGGUCUCAGUGCACAUUGCUUUCACUUUUUUUAAAGCAAAUGUGCAGGCUACUCCUCUUAACUCAGUAGUUUUUGCUCAAUUUAUCCAACUGUUUAAAUUAAGCAAUUGAAAUAAACCAGCAUUAGAGAGAUUUCUUGCUGAAAAAUUGAAUUGAAAUAGGAGGAAUAAGUUGUAUCUUGAUGUGAAAGACAGAGUAUGGAGCCUUGUAAUUGUUAUGUAAAAAUGACUCGCAAAGCCAGAAGGUUGACUCUGUGUUAAUGGGGAGUGAAUGUCCAGCUAUAACAAUGCAUUUGACAGUCAAAGAAUUAAGGUUUUACAGUAUUGGAAGGGGUCAAGUACAAAGAGAAGGUUAUUUCAAGCAUUUAUUAAUGGCUGGGCCUCAGUCAGUGCUACAGCACAGACCAUGGAGUGUCAGAGACUGUUAUUUUAAAGGAUGCCGUGUUAUCAGAGAUGCUUGUGCAAGUGUGACGGGGGUUAAUUGACAGAAUUUCGAUUAAUGAAAAAAGCAGUAAUGGGUCUGAUCCCAUGGGUGUCAUAAAUGCUUCAUUUGUGAAAUGGGAAAACUGCAUUAAAAUUGACAUUUUCUUUAAUCAAUAGGUGCUGUUAUCACCGAUGCAGGUCCAAUGUUCUCUCAGUUCUGCUGGAACACUAAAUUUAAUGUCAUUACAUUCUGCUUCAAGUUUGAUAAGCUUUCUAUUAAUGUUGAAAUCGUUUAAUUGGGUAGAAGUAGGGCUGCCACCUGUUCUGGCACAAUUACUUUAUCCAACCAGUUUAAAAUGCAGCCAGUUGCUGGAACAAGUUUAGAAUAUUCAGACUGUAACAUACAAGUGAAUCCUGCUGCUUGGUAAUUUCAUCCUAAUAGAUUAAGAGGAUGACUGGCAUCACAAAAGUUCCAGUCAUUGGUGAUGUAUUAAAAUGAAAUGGUCAUCAAUAUGUGUAAAAUAA